AUGAUUUUGGGCGCGUCUAUUGUGCAGAGAAAGAACUUCGCCCGAUGGAACGCCACGGCGAAAAACAAGGUCGCGCUUUUGAAAAAAGGGGAUUGGGUGUUAAUGAAGCGGCCCGGGACGAUUAGGGGUCAUCGACUCCGAUGCGAAGGCCCUUACGCGUUCCUUGGGUGGCUCCCCGGUCUCAAAAACAAGAAGGCGGUUUUGCAAGACCAUCUCGGGCAAAAAUGGUUCCGCAACGCUCACGAGCUUUGCCGGUAUUUUCCCCGUAUCCAGUUCGUCCGCGAGUACCUGGAGGAGGUCCGCGCCGUGGAUGGCGUCCGCCCUAUGCCCAACCUCCUUAUUGCCCGUUCGAAACGUCCAUACCGGCGGGGUAUGAGCGAGGAAGGGCUGGAGAGGAAGAAGCGGCAGCAGCGAGCGGAGGAGCGGUCCCAUCGGAAGCGGGGACCUCCUGAAACUUCGGAAUCCACGGAAUCCGAAGAGAUCCCUUUAGUUCGGCCAAAAUCGUUGCGGAAAGAGCGCUCUGAAGCCACGGCUGAAGAGCAGGACGCGGCCAUGGGGAAGCUGGACGAGGCCGAUUUACACCGGCCCCUGGACGUCUUGCACGCCCCGCAUCAACCGGAUCUUCGUUUUGAGGAAUUGCAAGCGCCUCUUCUCGAAGUCAUCUCGGCGAACCCGCGAACGGAGCCCAAACAGUUGACGGAGAUCGAUGGGGCCCAAGCGUUAGUGGCAAGCCACAACGCGAUUGCGGGGAAGGUCUGUACCCAGUUGUUGGCCAACUGGAUUUUCGUCAUCGGUCACUGUUUGAAGCACGUCCGGGUUAAGUGUUACUUGCGUGGCCAGCCGCUGAUCCAGUUCCUCAUCGGGAUUCUCCGGCGGAUUGUCCUGAGUGAGGCGUUCAACCUCCUUAGCGGACCCCAUGCGGUCGAGGAGAAAGCGUAUUUGAUGGGGAUAGCGGAGUGGGCCCGGCACGAGCGGUCCGACCCCGCGGGGAAGGACAUUGACUUUUUCGUGGGGCAAUGGUCCAGCAAGAUUGCUAAACGGCCAAGGCUGGCGCAGUCCUUUGGACAAUGGCAGUACGGAGUUUCGGCAGUUCUUACCGGGGGAAGAGUGGAACAGGAACUGGCAGCUAUCGCACGCGAUACUGCGCUGUGGUUGGAAAAACCCUUAACCUUUCCCCCGUUCCUGCGGAGCGAACUGCGAAACGUUAAAGCCCGGGAGAUACAAGUCCUCGCCAAGGCCCAUAAGACUUGGGAGUCGGUUUUGGUGUUGGCGGAUCGGGAGUUGGCGAGCGCUGCGUGUCCUUUUCCACGGAAAGGACUCAAGAGCGAGGGUGAGCAGACUGUAGAAGGUGCCCAGUCGGCGGGCAGAACCGACUCGCAGGCGCCGUCGUUCGUGGAUGUGGUACGGCGGCGCGAGUCGAGCGGCGGCGGCCGCGGUGGUGGUGCGCGCGCGCCGACGCCGAAGAAGCAGAAGACCGGAGUCACCGCGGGCGCCCAAGGCGGUGAGGCGGAGAGCGCGCGCGCGCGACGUCGUCAAAGCCGAGGGGAAAAGUCGCGGGAGGAGCCCGGCGAAGAGAUGGAAGGAGCGGGGCAGGGGCCGACUGCUACGGUCACGACCGAGGAGCCGGCAGAAGAAAAUGAAAGCAACAUGCUGCGUGCAUGGGAAGUGGCAAAAACUUCGGCGGAAGACGAGUGGCUUCGCCGCGCGCGCGCGGACAAGGUCAAGCGUUUUGGGUCUAGGAGCGACCGGGGCGGAAAGUUUGUAGAAGAGAUGCGGAAGGACGGCGUCUGGUGCAAGAUCCAACUUCUCGAGGGCACGGAAGGGAAGUGGGAGUCCGCCGGAAUCGAGUUUCCCCAGCUGCAGUUGAAAGUCCACGGAUUUUUACGGAACAUUCUGUGGGGGGAACCGGUAGGCGAACGGUUUGCACUUUUCAUGCCGGACGAGUUCUUUUUGCAGUACGUGGACGGCACCACGGUGUCGGAUCUGGGUCUUGUGGAGUUGGAACAGUUAGCUCUGGACGCGUCGCUUCAGGAGUGGGAAAGGAGCGCUAAUCGGGGGGUUCUGUUCCAGUGGGGAAUGUUGAACGAUCCCCAGCAGCUUUACGGUCCACGGACUGUGCCGCUGUCAGCCUUCCAGUGCAGCUCCCGCGACGAGGACCUCGAUUCUGCCUUCAAGGAGGUCGAUCUUACGAUUCCCGCGGCGGUCAUCGAGCAGAUCGUUUUUGAUCGCAGAAAGGAGCCGCGGUGGACGAAGGAUCGCGUUCGUGAUUUGCUCACGAAUGAAGAGUGGGGGGUUCCGGCGUGGUCAAAUCUUUCGGAAGGAGACCGGAAGGAUAACGACAGGGCUGCUCAACGACUCUUGGCCGCUUUAGGGGAGUCGGAUAAGCGGCAGAGUCGGAAGCAACAAGAAAAAGAGAAAAAGAAAAAAGAUCUGGCCGGGAUCUCCUCCGAGGAGGAAAUCCAACUCAUUGGGGAAACUCGCAGGUUUGCGGGUGAAGACUACGAGCAGAAGGGAAGUGUUCGCGAAAAGGUUACAGCCACGGUUGUGACCGCCGGAGCGGAUAUUCCAAAGGAGGGGAGGAAAAAGCCGGAACCGGAACCCAAGGGGACCGGAACGAAAAAGGGAAAGCUGAGGAAGUCGGAUCCAGAAGCGGAACGGGGACGGUUGGGGUUGAAAACGUCUCCCCCGGGAUCCGCUACCUUAGAAGAGGCCCAACUGAAGAGCCCGAGGACUCCGUCUAAGUCCCCGGCGAAACCUCUGGGGGAGCGGAACGGAAAAAGACGGAACCGGAAACCAAGGUUUCCGGCGGAAAGAAGGGACUCGACGAGGCGGGUCCCAGGCGAAAGAAAGUCGAAACGGGUAAGAAGCUUGAUGAGGGUGCCGGGCCCAAGGGCUCUGCGCCCGAAAUGGCUGUGA
Klebsormidium nitens is the source of this 2916-nucleotide messenger RNA. The record is from the annotation of a GenBank genome assembly. NCBI's taxonomy places the organism in Eukaryota, Viridiplantae, Streptophyta, Klebsormidiophyceae, Klebsormidiales, Klebsormidiaceae.